Molecule: messenger RNA, 1836 nt
Organism: Rotaria sp. Silwood1
Lineage: Eukaryota; Metazoa; Rotifera; Eurotatoria; Philodinida; Philodinidae
Source: the annotation of a GenBank genome assembly
AUGUCAACAACACGUAAACGUUAUCUUGAAUGGAAAAAUCGUUCAUUAUUACCACAAUUACCAAUUGAAAUUUGGGCUCAUAUUUUUUCAUAUCUUAAAAUAUCAGAUUUAUUAUCAAUACGUCUUGUUUCACGUUUAUUUUAUUCUUCUAUUAAUCAAUAUACAAAUUUUUGGUCAUUAAUUAUAUUUGAUAUUGAUCAAUGUCCAUUAUAUUUAGUACAAUCAAAAUAUUUUCAUAAUAUACGUUCAUCAAAUAUAAAUUUAUUUACGAAAACAAAUAUUUAUUCACAUUGUAAUAUUUAUUUAAAAACUCAACCAUUAAUAAAUUCAACUAAUAAACGACGUAAACAACAUUUAUUUAUAUCAAAUAAUAAUAAUAAUAAUAAUGAUGAACAAUUAAAAAAACAUAUUUAUUUACGUUGUUAUUCAAUAUAUUUUGAAUCACUUCGUUCAUUUGAUCAAUUACAACUUGAAUAUUUAUUAAAAAAAUUUAUCAAACGUUUAUAUUUAUCAUAUGAAUUUUUAUCAAUUGAACCAUCACUUAAUUUUCUAUUAAAACUUGAACAAUUAAAAUAUUUAAAAAUUUCAUUUAUACAUAAUAUUAUUGAACUUGAUUCAUAUUCAAUUAUGUUAAUUAAUACAAUGUCUGAUAUAAUAAAUUUAUUAUUUAAAUUAAAAAGUUUAUGUAUUGUUAGUCUUGUUGGUGAUUGUUUAUGUUUUGGUCGACCUCUAACAAUUUAUACUAUUCAAAAUAUGUAUCUACGUUCUCUAACUGAUAAUCUCAUACAUGGAUUAGUUAGUGUUUUUGCUACAAGUUUUCUAUUUGGUUGGACACAAUAUUCAUUAUUAAUUAUUGCUUUUUUAUCUGGUUGUUUUAUUGAUAUUGAUCAUUUUAUUGAAAUACGUUCAUUAUCAUUAAAUAGUGUAUUACAUAAUCAACGACAAGAUCGACCUUUUCUACAUAAUAGUCUUCUUUUGUUAAUAAUAACUUUAAUUGUUUAUAUAUUUGAAUAUUUUCUAUAUCGAAAUCAAUAUAGUUAUUAUUCAAUAAUAUUUUUUCUUGGUUGGUCAACACAUCAUUUAAGAGAUGCUCAAAGACGUGGUUUAACAUUAUUACCAUUGGGAGAAACUUCACCUAUUAAUAAUUAUUUAUUAAUUAUAUGUUUUAUAUUAAUAACUAUAAAAUUAAUACAUAUGUUGAAAUCACUUACUCUACAUAAUUUAUAUUUAAUUCAAACUUUUCCAGAAAAUAUCUAUUUUAUUGAACGAUUACAAUCAAUAUGGUUUGAAAAUUGUAUUAAUAUUCAUUUUCUACUAUCUUCUAUUGAUAAACAAUCAUUAAAAAAUAUUAUAAUACGUCAUUCAACAUGUGAUUAUAUUAUAUUAAAAAAUUUUCUUGAUCAAUUAGAUACUGUUCGUUAUUUAGAUUUAGCUUCAUUACAAAUUAUUAAAUUAUCAAAUCAAACUAAUGAACAAUUAUAUCUUUCAUCGAAAUUAAAAACAUGUAGUCUAAAUAGUACAAUAUUAAAAUUCUAUUCGUUUUUGCCUCAUAUAUCAUUACGUUCAAUUGAAUUAAUUGAUAUUAAUGUUGAUAUAUUAUCCAUGAUUCUCAAUCAAUUUCAAUCAUUAAAAAUAGUGUGUCUUUUUUUUACAACUAAAAAUCUUUCAUUCUCAUCAAUAAUUAAUUAUUUUCAACAACAUCAAUAUUUUCAAUUAUUAAUUCAUUUUCAUUUAUUAUUUAUUGAUGAUGAACAAAAAUUAUUACCAUCAAAUAUUUUAAUUAUGCCAAUUAAAAAUUCUCUAUCUUGUUUUCAUUAUGAAAAUCUAAUUGAAUAG